AUGUCGACAGCGUCGCGCUCUUCUUAUCACCCAAGCCGCCGGAUCGGCAGUGUGCAGAGCGUGCUGGAUGACGAGCGCCGGAGCCGCACAUCAACCAAGCCACGCGCUGCACCUGUCAGCUACGACGACGCAUACUCGUACGCCGUCCGCAUCGCCUUCCUCCGCUACCUCCUUCAGCCCAGGAAAAAGAGAAAGGAAUAUGUCAGCGCACCAAAACCCCCGCCGCGCGUCCACACCUCGAGCGUUACCGAGCUGGUCAAGGAACUCGUCCCUUCGGGCUCGACGUCGGUGAAGCUGCCCUCGGGCUUCCGUCACUCCCUCGAGAAGCGCAUGUCUGGUGUUCUCCAAGGCAUUGAGAAGCUGCCCGGAUUUAGCGAUGCCGCUGUGAAACGCACCUUUGCCGAGGCCUACACGGCCUUCACCGCGAAAGACUUUCAGAAAACUAUCGACAAGGACCGCAAGGUUGAGCCACUGGUUCUAAUCUUCUACUCCUCGGCCGCCAAGGCUCAGGGUCGCGGCAAACCCGCCGACGACCACUCGUGGAAGGUGCUCGUCGACAGGCACCUGGCCAUGUUCAUCAGACUGCUCAGCAGCAUUCUCAGGGAGAAGGGGGAUGUCGAGCUCGUUACUCGCCUCAACACGCUCGAAAAGAAGCUCAUGAGCAACGACCAGAACCUGUAUCUUGACACGGGCCAGGAGGACCACACCUAUGUCGAGGUAGAGAUCCCGUUGAGCUAUGAGGUCAAGGACAUGCACAUGGUGCAGCUCGUUGCCAAGAUCUUUGGCGUCACCAACUCUCAGGUCCAGGCCGACAUCGACCGAAACACGUCCGCCUGGACCGAAGAAGCGGCGCUGAAAGAUUACAAGGCAUACCAGUUCAGGCUCGCAGCUGGCAUGGCGGGAACCUUGCGGAAGCACGAUUUCGACGUGGAUGAAGCAUACGACGAGUGGAAAAAAGGGGAGGCUCCGCACUUGGCCAGGAUUUUUGCUGAAAUUUUGAGCGUCCGCCCAGAUCUCAAGGCGGGAUCUGGCGGAGCCAACGAUAAGCCACUACCAGUUCGGCCUCAUUCCAUGUAUGAGGACCAGGCCUAUGCCGACCUGAGCAGGAUGCUAUCCAGUCCUGAGUCCCCUACGACGAACCUCGAUCCCUCGUUCGGCUUCCAAUCACUUUCCCUAGAUGACACAGCCAGCAUCCGGAGCGUCGACGAACCGAGCUAUACCUUCAUCCCCCCAGAUCCACGCUCCGUCUACAAGGUCAUUCUCCAGUAUGUUGUAUCGUACGAUCAGCUUCACUCGGAUACGUCUGCCUCGCCCUUGUCUGAGGAGACGACGGAAUUCUUGAUAGAACUCGCUGUGCGCUGGCGUAUCCCGCAGUUCUCUCGUCAUGUUGCCUUUGUCGAGGUUACAACCCGCAAAUUCCUUGACCAGGAAUUACCCCCCGCGCAACUCUACGACUGCCUAGACCUCGUAAAACAGCCCCUGGAGGAACCAAAAAAGCCGGUUCUUAUCCAGAUGUACACAUCGAGGCUGAGCGACAUUGACCCCAGCAGGUGGACCAUUGUUGACUUUGCGGGCUAUCAGCAGUCCUUGAGGGACCUGCAUGACGCGUUGUUGCGGGAUCUCUUCGAUCUCCUGAUGCGCUGCUACGAGCCGAAGCCGCCAACUAUCGGCGUGAUUAUGGCCCUUCUCAACAACCACGUCUAUCCGGACCCCGCCUUCUCGCAGCGGCCCAAUGAUGUAGCCGAGUUCUCACAACAGCUCGACAACGGGUUGCGCCAACAGGCCGCCCAGGUGUACAAGAAUUUCCUGGAUACGCACAUCCCGCGCAGCCAGCGAGAUUGGGACUUUGCCAAUGUGGUCAAGCUGGGCAAAGCCGUCGUCGAGCUUGCCGAGAAGAUCAAGAAACGAUACCGCAACAACCCGGAAAUCAUGGGUGUCAGCCCGUUCAAGGCCCUGGUGGAGACGACGCUGCCGAGCUUCGAGGAGGAUUGCCACGAAAUCAUCAAGCGCGUGCUCCAGAUUGCCAAAGAAACAAAUAUCGAUAUGGAACUUCAAGACGGGUUUGACCUGUACAAAGAGCUCGUCGAAAUCAGGAAGAUGCACGUUGAGGCCCUCCCCGGCAAGCCCUUCGCCUUCCACAUCGAAGGCCUUCUUGAAAGCUUUGUCUGGCGAUGGAUCAAGAACGUCGACGACAAGAUGCCGGGCUUCGUCGAGGAGGCCAUCAAGCAGGACCAGUUCAAGGUUCGAACUCGUCAUGAAGGCGACAUACCAACCGACGACGAGCGGCAUAGUGUCUCCAUCAUCGAUAUCUUUACCCUGUUCACUCAGACGAUCGACCAGCUUUUGCAGCUCGAGUGGAAUGACGAAGUCCAUCUGGCGCGCUUCAUGACGGCUCUCGCCAAGUCGUUCGCUGCGGGCAUCGGGCGAUACUGCGAGAUUGUCGAACAGCAGUUUGCUAGGGAGAUGGAUCGGCAAACCGCCGAGGAGGUCGCGGCCGCAUCCAAGACGGCGCAGGAGAGGUGGUUGCAGUACGCCAAGGACGCCUGGAAUACCAAAGAUAAAAUCCAGCCAUUCCAGUUCUACCCUCAGUCCUUCGUAAAGUUCAAUAACAUCGAAUGGGCCAUGCAAGCCUUGGAUAAGCUAGAAAAGCGCAUGAAUGUGGAUGCUUGCGCUGAGCUGCUCAACAAAGUUGAUGGGCCUAAGCAUCCCACGAGGCGGCCAGCACAUUAUGUGUUCACGGUCAAGAUCGUGGAGGGUGAGGAGCUGAAGGCUUGUGAUCCGACGGGCUUCAGUGAUCCCUACGUCGUCCUAUGUGACGAGUACCAGAAGCGCCUUCACAGGACGAGGGUUAUCCCGCGAAACCUCAACCCUCGGUGGGACGAGUCGGUCGAUAUCACGGUUUCUGGGCCGCUCAACAUCAUCGCGACCAUCUGGGAUUACGAUAUGAUCGGCGACCAUGAUUUUGUCGGGCGCACGUCGCUGAAGCUGGAUCCGGUGCAUUUUAGUGACUACCUGCCGAGAGAGUUCUGGCUGGACUUGGAUACCCAGGGGCGGAUCUUGAUUCGAGUGAGCAUGGAGGGCGAGCGUGACGACAUCCAGUUCCACUUCGGGAAGGCGUUCCGGCAUUUGAAGCGGACAGAACGGGACAUGGUGCGCAAGGUCACGAGCAAGCUCUCGAUGCACAUUAACACCUCGCUGUCCCGCGAGGCCCUGCGCAACCUGCUGAGCAAGGGCAUCACAGCGUCGAUGGCCAGCCUCUGGAAGAAGAGGCAGUCGCAGGCGCCCACACUCACCCCAGGGGAGGUGGAGAACGCCCUGCAGCCGCUGUUCACCUACUUUGACGAGAACUUUGCCAUCAUGAAGCAGACACUGACGGACGCAACCAUGAUGGCGGUCAUGACAAGACUGUGGAAGGAGGUGCUGCUGGCCAUUGAGAACCUGCUCGUCCCGCCGCUCUCGGACAAGCCGUCGAUCCAGAAGCCCCUCACGCAGGCGGAAAUGGACGUCGUCUACCGCUGGCUGGAGCUCCUUUUUGCUUUCUUCAACGCCAGAGACGAGUCGGGCGAAGUGCUCGGAGUGCCUGCCGACGUGCUCAAGUCGCCUAAGUGGCACGAGCUGGCGUCACUCAACUUCUUCUACUUUGACUCGACCGAAAACCUCAUCCGCACCUCGGAGCGCAUGGCCGCCGCCAACGCGCAGCGUGCCCAGCAGCAGGCGCAGCAAGUCCAGCAGCAGCAGCAGCUCUCGUCCGCCCGCAACAAUCCCAACCGACUGUCGGCCCCGUCCUCGCUCGGCGUGCCGUCGUUUGGGACGCCGUCGGGCGCGGGCGCCGUCCCGUUCGGCAGCCUGGGCACGAUCCGCCGAGGCAAGAGUAUCAUGAUGAGCCGGAACCUGGGCACAAUGCGGCGGGCCAAGGAGGAGAAGCGCAAGGAGGCGCAGGCGGACCCCAGCGACGACAUGAUCCUCCGGAUCUUGCGGAUGCGGCCCGAGGCGGCGGGUUACCUCAAGGAGAGGCAGCGGCAGAAGGAGCGCAUGGCGGCGGCGCAGGCGGCGGCCAUGAUUGUGCGACAGAGCGUGCACCAGGGGUGGAACGGGCAGGGGCAGCAGGGUCCGGCGUUUGGCGGGGCGCUGUAUGGGCGGGGGGUGGUGAUGCCCCGGCGGUGA
This is a messenger RNA of Parathielavia appendiculata, 4164 nucleotides long. RefSeq lists its product as uncharacterized. Lineage: Eukaryota; Fungi; Ascomycota; Sordariomycetes; Sordariales; Chaetomiaceae. The transcript has 3 exons. The record is from RefSeq and is a predicted model, not a curated record. The coding region runs from base 1 to 4164 and encodes 1387 amino acids.